Messenger RNA from Rotaria socialis, 1008 nucleotides. The record is from the annotation of a GenBank genome assembly. NCBI's taxonomy places the organism in Eukaryota, Metazoa, Rotifera, Eurotatoria, Philodinida, Philodinidae.
AUGCGAUCGGCAUCGGAAGAUAUACCCACAGAUACGGUAUCGGCAUCGGAAGAGAUACGCACAGAUACAGGAUCGGCAUCGGGAGAUAUACGCACAGUUAAUAUUCCUGCUAAUGCUAAAUGGUCACAGAACGGAGGGACUAUUGCUGGAGGCAACGGGCGAUGGGGUGGCACUAAUCAACUCAACUACCCUCAUGGUCUCUUUGUUGAUGAUGACCAAACAGUGGUUAUUGCUGACUACGGUAAUUGUCGUAUUGUGCAAUGGAAGAACGGUGAUACAACGAAUGGACAAGUUGUUGCUGCUGGUGGAUUCCAAGGAAAUGGAUUGAAUCAAUUGAGUGUUUCAACUGAUGUAUUAAUUGACAAAGAGACGGAUAGUCUCAUUAUUUGUGAUGCAGGGAAUCACCGAGUUGUACGAUGGUCUCGUAGUAGUGGUACAACACAAGGUGAAAUACUCAUCGAUACCAUCGGUUGUUUUGGAUUAGCAAUGGAUGAGCAGAGAUAUCUCUACGUCUCUGUCUAUGGAAAACAUGAAGUAAGACGAUAUAAAUUGGGUGAUAACAUUGGCACUCUCGUGGCUGGCGGUAGUGGACAAGGUGCUGAACUCAAUCAACUCAACGGACCGACAUUUCUCUUUGUCGAUCGAGAUCAUUCAGUCUACGUAUCAGACAGCGACAAUCAUCGUGUAAUGAAAUGGAAGAAAGGUGCAAAAGAAGGUAUUGUGGUCGCUGGAGGACAAGGCGCAGGGAGUGCUCUGACACAAUUGCAGUUUCCUGUCGGAAUCGUCGUUGAUAGGUUGGGUAGACUCUAUGUAGCAGACCAGGGGAAUCAGCGUGUAAUACGUUGGACCCAAGGAGCGAAAGAAAGCACUGUAAUUGUGGGUGGAAAUGGUCGAGGAGCAGGAGCAAAUCAGUUCGACUACCCCGUUGGUUUGUCUUUCGAUCAACAUGGUAAUCUCUAUGUCGUUGAUCGGGAUAAUGAACGUGUUCAACGAUUUUUUAUCCAAUAA